AUGCCCUCUGUGGAUGACCUGAGCAUGGCCUAUUCCACGGUACAAGCUCAGGCUGUGAGCGGCCCGGAGAGUCCCCUGCCUUACAGCCACCUCUUGAGAGGCUUGGAGCAGAGCUCUACAGUGCAAACGCAGACCUUGCGAAAUCUUGAGAAGCACCUCAAUGACUUGAAGAAGGAGAACUUCAGCCUCAAGCUGCGCAUCUACUUCUUGGAGGAGCGCAUGCAACAGAAGUAUGAGGCCACCCGGGAUGACGUCUACAGACGGAACAUUGAGCUGAAGGUGGAAGUGGAGAGCCUGAAAAAAGAGCUCCAAGAGAAGCAGCAGAACUUGGAAAAAGCUUGGGAAGCAGCAGAGAGCCAGAGCAGUCAGAAUGAAGUGGAGAUCGGUCACCAGCAACAGAGUGAAUGGGCCUAUGAGAGCCUGGAGAAGAAGAUCCACCUGCUACAGGAGGAGGCCCGGUCAGCAAGAACCGAAGCGGAGCAGAUGGCAGCUCUGGCUGAGGCUGAGAAGGAACGCUGUUUGGAACUCACCAAGCAGCUGGCUGAGUAUUCCAAGAAGCAGGAUGAGACCAGGGAAAGCCAGGCUCUUUUGGAUACCUACAAUGUCACCUUGGCAGAGAAAGACAAGAGGAUUGAGGAGCUGACCUGGCAACUGAGCGACAAAGAGAAACUCCUCGUACGGCUGUCCAGAGAGAAACAGAACCUGCUGCACCGUCUGGAUAAGACCCCGGAAAUGGAGGUGCAGAAUUCGUGGGAGGAUCAACAACAACUCGCUUGGUAUGACUGUUCACCAGGCAAGCAAGCAUUUGAAUUAAAUAACGCUGAAUUGCUGGAAAAAAUCCGCCACUUCGAUGCUAACAAUAAGUUGCUGCAAGAGAAGCUGAACGAUAUGGAUUUUGAACUGAAGUCUGUCCAGCAAACGUCCCAGAGACAAGAUCACAAAAUCCAGAAUUUGAAUGAGACUCUGAAAAGCAAAGAAACUGAGUCUGAAGAACUGUACCGUGUAAUCGAAGGGCAGAAUGAGACAAUAACCAAACUACAAGAUAUGCUACAUAGAAGCCAGGUUGGGCAAUUGCAGGUCUCCGAGAGUUCUUCCUCGUCACAGCAGAAGCAGCAAAUGGCUCUGCUCGAACUGCAGAACGCCCUUUCCCUCAUUCAGCUGGAAUUGCAGCAGAUGGAAAGGGCUAAGCAGCAAAAGGAUCGUCAGUUGGCUGAGGAGAAGAGAGCCACCCAGCUUCUAGAGACGUGGUCGCAAGAAGAGCAGCAGCAGAAAGAAGCAGCGUGGAAACACAACUGGGAGUUGCGGGCUACUCUUCAGCAGCUGCAAACGGAGCUACAGAAUAAGAACUGGCAAUGCUGGACUCUGGAGAGGGAGAAAUGCUCAGCGAUCAAAGGACAAGAGCAGAAAAUCAAGCAAUUGAACUACUGCCUGGCUUACAAAGAGCAUCUUGUGCAGGAGUUUCAAGAACUUCUGCAAUAUCAUCAGAACUCGGACAAGAGUCCCACAUCUGCGGCUGCUGGCAUGAUACAGAAAUUGCAACAGCGUGUCAAAGACAGAGACACCGCUCUGGAGCAAGCAGUAGAUGAGAAGUUCCGGGUGCUUGAAGAGAAAGAGAAAGAGCUGCAGCAGCUCCGUUGGUCUCUGAGAGAGCAGGAACAUGACCUGGAAGGGCUGCGUAGGGUCCUGUCUGGGAACGAGACCACCAUCCAGGGCCUGGAGAGUAUGUUGAAAGCCAAAAGUCUGGACCUGGAGCAGCUGUCGGCAACUUGCCAGAACUUCCAGUGGCUGAAAGAUGAAGUAGAAGCAAAAUCUCAACGUUGGCAGGCAGAGCAAGAUGGGGUCAUCCAGCAGCUGCGGACCACUCUGCAUGACAGGAACAAAGAAGUGGAAGCACUCUCAGCAGCUCUGCAAUCCAAGCUGGGGCCUGGGCAGAGGGAUAUCGUAGAAGAGCUCUGCUUUCGUCUUCAGCAGAAGGAGCGAAUCAUCCAGGAACUCCUCGGUGACAGGAACCGACAGGCCGAAGAGCAGAAGGCUGAGAUCCAGAGCUUGCUUCAAGCCGUGAGCUCCAAACAGCAGCAAAGCCGUUUAUUUUCCGAGAAGAUGGCACAGGCUUUAAUAGAAAGAAGUUGUGAGCUGCAGGUCUUGCGCCAGCAACUGAUGGGCCAGAUCCCUGGAGGCAGAGUGGAGGGUUCCCCCGCCCGACUCUCGCGGGAAGGACAGUCUGUUGGAGCAUUGACGCAAGGAAGGUCUGAUGAGAACACUGCCAUGAUCCCUAAGGGAGAAAACAGCACGUCCAAAAAGGAGAAAGGUGUGUCGGAGUCGACAGCCAGUCUGGAGAAGGAACUCUCUAGCAUGAAAGAUGAGCUGGAGCUGUUGGCACAAAAGGAAAGAGAGAGCCGACUGGAACUCUCUGCUCUUCAGUCUGUGGUGGUAUCCCAAGAAGAAGAGCUGCAGGUUCAAGCCUCCGAUGUCGAAUCUCUUACUAGAAGCAUUCAGAUCAAAGAGGAACUUAUCAAGGACCUGCAGAUGCAGCUGGUUGAUCCUGAAGAAAUGCCGGCCAUGGAGAGGCUUACCCAGGAAGUUCUGGCGCUUCGCGAAAAAGUAGCCCGAGGGGAAUCGCAAGGACAAGAAAUCACAGGAAACAGAAAGCAGCAGCUAUUGCUGGUAUUGGAGGAGCUUGCAGCAGAGAAGAAUCAGCUGAAUGAAUCCCUGCAAACAGAAAAGCAGCUCUACAGCACUUUGGUGAAAUUCCAUGUGCAUCCCGACAGCACAGGGCAAGAACCGACACUGCAGGCAGAGCUGGAGGGGGCCCGGGCACUCCACAAAAGGCUGGAAGAGGCUCUUGGGAGAACCUUGGAGCGCUUGCUAAGGCUGGACUCGCUGGACACAAACGGAGCUCUAAUCGUGACUGAGGAUGCUGAAGACGCCAGCACCGAGUUUACAGACAGCAUCGAGGAAGAGGCGGCUGCGCAAAGAGCAGCUCAGCAGCAACAGAACGUGAAAGAAGAUCCUGCUGACAUCCGGAUGGGCCAUCCCAGCUCUCCCGCACCCGUCUCUUCAGCACUGGAAAAGAGUCUGCAAGAGGGGCUAUUCCGUGCAAGAUCUGAGACUCAGCAGGUUUUGGAACAGAAGAAAAAGCUGGAAGAAGAGCUGCAAGAUCUCAAGAGGCAGAUUGAGGACGCAGGAUUCUCCUCUGUGUCUCACUUCAGAAAGGCCCUGCUGAGCCUUUGCCUAGAGAACGCAGAGCUCAAAGAACAGAUUGGAGAAGCAACGUUGUCUGAGGGAUGGGAGAAUGAAGAUGAAAAAGAGGAUGAAAAGGACCCGAGGCCGGAGUUCAGGAAGCUGCAGGAAAAGCUGAGCGCUUCAGAGACCGUGAUUGGCCGCCCCAAGGAACCUCUGAUGUGGAACAGCCAAGGAGGUCAAAGCAUCUUCAAGCCCCAUGUUGCUGCUGGCAUGGCUGUGGAGACCAAAGGGCUGCAGAUGGAGAAGGGACUUCUCCAUCAGGGUGACCCACAAUGUCAUCCCUGGCAGCUCCAAGGUGUGGACUCUAGUGCAGACCACAGCUCCACAGACACCCAGGUCCCCACCCUCACGAGAAGUUUCUGGCAGCAGUUUAUGGAACCAGCACAGAAGCUCCACUCAGAGCUGACUCAGUGCAGGCAACAGUGCCGCGACCUGCAAGACAAACUCCUGAUCUCGGAGGCUGCGGUCCGGGCUCAGAUGACUCAGCUGGAACACUACCAGGCCCUGCUCAGUGAGCCAGGGGUACAGCAGGAUAACAAACAGGUUCAAGUGGAUCUCCAGGACCUGGGCUAUGAGACCUGUGGGAAAAGUGAAAAUGAAGCCGACAGGGAAGAAGCCACAAGUCCUGAAUGUGAAGAGGACGAUGUCUUCAAUGAGAAUCCAGAGUCUUGGAAGAAGUUACUGGGCUCCCCUCCAAAGAAGCUCGCGAAGCAGGAAGCAUUCCUAGGAGGCAACCAAUACAGCGAUGGUUCCAUCCUCCCCUUGCAUGUCCAGGGCCUCAAGACCCAACCGAAGAGCUCCAGCCGAUCCAUCCAGAACCCACUGAGUCAUGGACGCUCCUUGUCCACCACCAGCGACUAUGCCUCUGGGGCUGAGCACUCGCUGAAAAUGAAGCAGGACUACAUCCUCAGGAGUUCCCCAUCCCACAGCAUGACGGAUGAAGACGAAGGGUGGCAUUCUGACAGCUUAGGGUCCCUCUGUCCCCAAAGCCUUCAGUCCAGCAAAGACCUGGCCAGGCUUUUCCAGAGAGUGUCCCUGCUCGAAGCCCACCUAGAUGACACCAAGACAGAGGAGAUAAAGCAGACCUCAUCCAUGGGGAAAUACGAUUCAUUGGUCCAAGCUCAGGCUCGGGAACUCUCCCAUCUGCGUCAGACAAUCCGCGAGGGACAAGGGGUGAGCCGCAUGCUGAGCCAGCACUUCAGGGACGCCAUCAAGUCCUUUGAGGAGAUCCUGCGAGGCACCGACAUCGAUUACUUCCUGGGACAGAGCUUCCGCGAGCAUCUGGCACAAGGGAACCAGUUGGCAGGACGACUGGCCCGGAAACUGAGCAGCUGGAGUGGUCUAAACCUGGAGGACAAAUCUGGUCACGAACUGCUUGCCCUGAGGUUGAGCAAGAAGCUCCAAGAGAAGGACCAAUUCAUCAAGACCUUCCAGGCCAAGCUUCAAGGGCACUCAGCCACCCCUUCCCGUAGCCACACCAUAUCCGAGCCGCCCAGUUCUGGCAGCAGUACUUCCUUCCUCUCUGAUGGCACGGAGGGUUGCUCCGACAUGGAAGAUGUUGGCGAGUGCCAGGACAACCCCAGGAAAGGCCAGCCCUACAGACACCUAAAUGCAGAUCUUGGGAACCAUUUGGAGAAAGCUUCUGCUCCACCCUCCAAUCCAGCUCCCACUGCUCGGCCAGAAUCAGUUCAAAAGAAUGUCUCUCUGCCCAAUUCCCUGCAUCCUCCACAGAUUCCAGGCCAGGCUUCCGCAGGUUUCCACCCUGAGUCCUUAUCCAAACCACCUAGCUACCCAUUGGCUCCCUUUGCCUCAGGGUCUGGCUCCUUCCUGCCUUUGGGUUAUCCACCGGCCACUGCACCGCUCCUUGGCUGCUGUGGAACGCCGGGCUUCUCAUUGGCCAACGCACAACAGGAGUUGCAGAUGCUGCAGAGGCAGCUGGGAGAAAGUGUAUCACUCCCGGCACUGUCACCAGCAAAACCAGAGUUGCCGACUGGCCUCUUUGCCACAGAUAGCCCGGCCUUCAGCUCCCAGCGCUGCCCCCAGGCCGGCCAUUGCAUUCCUCGGCCAUUUCCUGUGCAGAGCUCUGCCAGCUGGAACAAGAAAGCUGGGGAGGCCCUGGGGGACAGCAGGGACGCCAGGGAUACGACUCGCUUCCAAGAGCCUCCGAAGGGACUUGUCUGUGGAAGUCUGCCUUCCUGCUCCUCAGCAUGCCUAGCAGGCCUGAGGCCCUCAGAUGCUAGUUUGCUACAAGAACAUCUGGCCGAGAUCCGGAUCCUGGGCCAGCGCUUGGCAGAGUCCAUUUCCACCAAUAAUCGCCUGCGGGAGAAGCUGGAGGCAAGUCUGGUCUCCGUAGCAAAGAGCAACGAGUGGGGGCACCUGCAGGAAGCUCUGCUGGCAUCACACUCCAAGCUGCUGGUCGGAGAGGUGGAGCUGGAACAGCAACGGGCUGAGCAGCAGCGGCUGCGGGAGGAAGUCUGGGGCAAGCAGCGAGACUUCACGCAGCUCCAGGAGGAGUGCCUGGCCCUGAAGAAGGACAAUAUGAGGCUUCAACUCAAAGUCACGUCGCUUCAGCGGCAGUGCGAAGAGGACCAGCUACUCUUCAAAACCUUGCAGGCUGAAUUACAUGUUUGUGAAGUACCUGGCGGACCCCUGCAGAGGGCAGAUUCAGGUAUAGCUUGCCACAGGGAUGACCUGUCCAAGGGACCUGCUCCAAAUGUCGCUGGCGGCCUCCUGCAGGAAGUCCGGGGUUUGCAGAGUCAGCUGGUGCAUGCUGUCCGGGCGAACUGCGUCCUGCGGCAGCAGCUGGAGCAGCAAUAUAGUCAUGGGGCUGGUGUCACUCUCCAAGGUCUUGGUAUGUCCUCUUCUGUCUACAGAUGGCAGCCCUCGCAAGAUUCACCACCAGUCCGGGAUGUUGGCAUGAACUCCCCUUCUCUCUUCCCGCUCAUCCCUUUGUCUCUUCCGGUCCUCCAAGCCAAUCAUGAGGCACAAGGGACAUCCCCCAGGGAUGACUUGGUGCUGGAGAACAAUGCACACAAGACGGGGGCCCAUGCUGUAAGCCACAUUGAGGACUACGGCACCCUCAAACAACAGAUCCUAGAGGGCAAGAUUCUGGUUGGCAAGAUGGCAUCACUCCUGAAGACUGGCCAAGAACCACGGGACAGCAGGGUAACAGGGAAACAUUUGGUCUUCCAUCCAGGAGGUAUCAGGCAACUUCUUGCCAACACUAAUACCUUGCACCAGAUCUUGGAGAAAGCGGCCUCCCUUCUGUCAUUGUUCUGGAUAGCGGUGCUUCCUGAGCCGUCCAUGAAAGAAGAGAUCCAGGUACUCCGAGCUAAGCUGAUGGAGCAAGAGAGCCGCCUACAGCGGGCCAGCUGCUAUAAGGACAGCAUGGAGAAUUUCCUCCUUGCCCACCUGACCAGGACACAUGCUGUACUGAAGAAAGCCAGGAUUAAUUUGGAGGGCACGCCAGAGCCGGCGACGUUCUCCCCGUUAUGCGAUCACGUCCUUGCAUGAGCAAGGAAGGAAAUGGAACCAUUCAAGUUUCCAGAGAUGGAAGGAGGAAGAAAAGCCAGCUACUGAGUUUCUACUGGUUUCCCUUCCACAUGCAGGGAUCAGAAAUGGCUUGCUGUGGCAUAGACAUCUGGU
Euleptes europaea (tarantolino) is the source of this 6888-nucleotide messenger RNA. RefSeq names its product phosphodiesterase 4D interacting protein (gene PDE4DIP). The transcript has 44 exons. Lineage: Eukaryota; Metazoa; Chordata; Lepidosauria; Squamata; Sphaerodactylidae. The record is from RefSeq and is a predicted model, not a curated record. The coding region runs from base 1 to 6756 and encodes 2251 amino acids. Gene Ontology annotation, cellular component: microtubule organizing center.